UAUUAUCUCAUCAACAUUACAAGGUGAUGGGCACUUUCUUCCACUCUUGAUGCUUUUUUUGGUUGAUCAGAGUUCAGUGAAGCAGAAACAAUCAGUUUUAGCAAAACUACAAAUUGUUUUUCUUCCAAUCUCUUCCUUUCACACCACAAUUCUCACUCACUGAGAGAUUGUCAAAAAAGACAAUACAACUGUCUCUGAUUCGCCUUGUUCUGUGCUGUGUGUUCAACUGAUUAUUGCUUCAUGUUUUUGUUUUGUUUUGUUUUGUUUCAUAUCUCAUCAUUCAACUUUCAUAGAUAUCAACAAAAAAAAUACAAACUUCAGGGAACCACUCACAAAGACAAUACAGUCCCUGGUUUAAUUUGAAGUUUGGACUGGUUUCUUAAGAUAUGAAUUGGGUUUUGUUUCAUCCAAAUUUUUACCCUUUUUUUUUCUUUCUGUUCAUAAAGUAUCAAACUUUAUGAGUUUUUAGAAGUGGGUUUUGUGAUUGGAAUUCUGGGUUUGCUUCAAUUUUUGCUUUUGUGUGUUUGGUGGUUCAGUUUUUUGAAUGUUCUGCCAAAGAAGUGAUUUUUGGUUUUACCUUGAAUCUUUAGUGAAGAAAAGUUGGUGAAUUUUUUUUCAAGGAUGUCUGUGAAUGGAAGAGUUUCUGCUUCAAAUGGAAGAUUGUCACAGAAAAUCAAAUCUAGGAAAGGAAAUGAGUCUUCUUUCCAUGUGUCUAAUUCUACUUGGACAUGUUUGUGGAAACCAUUUCUCUUUUGGGUUUUUGGUGUUUUUGUUGCUAUAGGGAGUGUUUGGUUUAUCUUUAAUAGUUUCAAUUACAAGCCUUUGACUAAUGAAGCAGCUUGUGAAAAAAGUACACAAACGUUGCUACAACGUUACAAUGUCAGUAGGAAACAGCUUCAUGCUUUGGCUUCCUUGUUCUCUGGAUCAGAUCAGAUUUUGUCCAACUGUAUUGAUGAAAAAAGGAUUCAAAUACUGUUAAGCAGUGGCAUAGUCAACACUCCACAUUCAAUUUGUCCGAAGAGUCAAGAGUUUUCGAAGGAGAGUCAAUGUGUUGCAGAGUCUCUAGAAGAAUGUCCGGUUCGUGAUGAUUUCGUUGAGGCAAGGACUGGAUUAUCAUUCUCUUUCCCAUGGAAAACAUAUGUGACUUUGGAUUUCGUGCCGUGGUCCAAGUUGGUUAAUGUUUUGCUCUGUUGGAUCGUUAUUGUAGUUAUAAUGUCACUCAAGUUGUCUGGCUUGUGUUUAAUAAGUAGGAGUCCGAGGCAGAAGCUACGUCAGGAUAAUCGAGCUGGUCAACAAAAGCCGCUUCAACAUAUUACGCAUGGUCAUUCGAAGGCUGCUGGGAGGUGGAGAAAAAAGUUGCUAGUUAUUUUCGUCUCACUUGGAAUUGUCGGUUCCGCGUGGCUAUUUUGGCACCUGAAUUCUGAUAUUGUGCAAAGAAGAGAAGAAAUGCUUGCCACUAUGUGUGACGAGCGAGCCGGUAUGCUGCAAGAUCAAUUUAAUGUGAGCUUGAACCAUGUUCACGCUCUCGCUAUUCUCGUGUCUACAUUUCAUCAUGGUAAACAUCCUUCUGCAGUCGACCAGAAUAUUUUUGGAGAAUAUACCGAGAGUUCUGCAUUUGAGAGACCACUUACGAGUGGUGUUGCUUAUGCUUUGAAAGUUCUGCAUUCCGAUAGGAUGAAUUUUGAGAAGCAGCAUGGGUGGACAAUUAAGAAAAUGGAAACCGAGAACGAGGCAUUAGUUCAAGAUUGUAUUCCGGAAAGCUUGGAUCCGGCGCCCAUUCAAGAUGAAUAUGCACCAGUUAUAUUUGCUCAAGAAACCGUUUCUCAUAUUGUAUCAAUUGACAUGAUGUCAGGGAAGGAAGAUCGGGAGAAUAUUUUGCGAGCAAGGGCGUCCGGAAAGGGUGUUCUGACAUCCCCGUUUAAACUACUAAAGUCCAAUCACUUAGGUGUUGUACUUACGUUUGCUGUCUAUGGCUCUAAGCUUCCUCCAGAUGCUACACCCAAACAGCGUACUGAAGCUACUGUCGGGUAUUUGGGUGCAUCUUACGAUGUUCCGUCAUUGGUAGACAAGCUUCUUCACCAACUUGCCAGCAAGCAAACUAUUGUUGUUAAUGUUUACGACACAACUAAUGCAUCUGCGCAUAUUACAAUGUAUGGUACCGAUGUUGUUGAUACUGGCCUACUACACGUAAGCGGUCUAGAUUUUGGGGAUCCGCUACGAAAACAUGAAAUGCACUGCAGGUUUGUUUUCACUAUAAAGUUCUAUUUUAUGAUCAAACAAGAAUUGAAUUGUCAUAUCGGUAUAUUUUUAAUUUUUUUUGCCAGGUUCAAGCAUAUGCCUCCAUUUCCUUGGACAGCAAUCAAUGCAUCCGUGGGAGUUUUUGUUAUUACCUUGCUUCUUGGACAUAUAUUUCAUGCGGCAAUAAAUCGAAUAGCUCAAGUAGAGGAUGACUAUCGUCGGAUGAAAGAGCUCAUGGUUCGCGCUGAGGCUGCAGAUGUCGCAAAAUCUCAGUUUCUUGCGACAGUUUCGCAUGAGAUCAGGACUCCAAUGAAUGGUGUUUUAGGUAUGCUGCAAAUGUUGAUGGAUACUGACCUUGAUGACAAUCAGAUCGAUUGUGCCCAAACUGCUCACGAUAGUGGUAAAGAUCUUAUAUCGGUCAUAAGUGAGGUUCUCGAACAAGCUAAGAUUGAGGCCGGAAGGCUUGAACUCGAAGCUGUAGCUUUUCAUCCACAUGCUAUUCUUGAUGAAGUUCUAUCACAUUUCUCUGAAAAAUCCAUUGAAAAACGAAUCGAGUUGGCUGUUUAUGCGUCCAAACAAGUACCUCAAGUUGUCAUCGGUGAUCCUAAACGCUUCCGGCAAAUAAUUACCAAUCUUGUCGGAAACUCACUUAAGUUCACUCACGAUAAAGGACAUGUUUUUGUCUCGAUUCAUCUUUCAAAUGAAGUGAAGAAUCCACUUCAUAUCAUGGAUCCAGUGCUGAGAGAAGGCUUAAACACGAGUCACGACAUAUCGGAAAGAACAUGUAACACGUUGAGUGGAUUUCCGGUAGGCAACAGAUGGGAAAGCUGGGAAGAUUUUAAAAAGUUAAAUUUGGCAGAAGAGUCUGAAACUGUUCAACUACUAGUAACGGUUGAGGACACUGGUAUAGGAAUUCCGACCGAUGCACAAAGCCGGAUAUUCACGCCUUUUAUGCAGGCUGAUAGUUCUACAUCUCGAACAUACGGUGGAACUGGAAUAGGAUUGAGCAUUAGUAAAUGUCUAGUUGACCUCAUGGGAGGAGAAAUUGGAUUUGUAAGUGAGCCUGAAAUCGGAAGUACUUUUUCGUUUACAGGAAAUUUCAGAAAAGGAGAAACCGAAUCUCGUGAUGGAAAGUUGCAGAAGAACAAUCCUGAGUUCCAAGGAUUGAAAGCUUUAGUAGUAGAUAGAAGAAAAAUCCGAGCCGAGGUUACACGUUAUCACCUGCAGAGGUUAGGGAUGUCUGUGGAUGUAAAUUUUUGUCUAUCCGAAACUUGUAACUCAAGUAUGUCAACACGACUGGCCAUGAUUCUUAUAGAGAAGGAUUGUUGGGACAAGGAAAGUAGUAGCUUAUACGAAAUCAAGAAACACGUACAUAAUGGCAUCAAAGAGGACCCGUUAAAGUUUUCGAAGAUUUUUCUCCUGUCCACCCAUCUAAGCUUCGGCGAGCGCAACGAGCUGAAGUCAGAUGGUAUCGUAGAUGAUAUACUAAUGAAGCCUCUUUGGCUAAAUGCUUUGAUUCGAUACUACAGAGAAUCCCUUGGAAUUGGGAGAAAACAAAUCACUAGAAAGAAAGUAUCCAAACUUGGAAAUUUGUUAAUACACAAACGAAUUUUGGUGGUUGAUGAUAAUGCGGUGAACAGAAAAGUUGCAGAAGGUGUUCUGCGGAAAUACGGGGCCGUAGUUACUUGUGUUGAGGGCGGUAAGGCUGCUCUAAAGAUGCUUAAACCACCGCAUAAUUUUGAUGCUUGUUUCAUGGAUCUCCAAAUGCCAGAAAUGGACGGUUUUGAGGUGACGAGGCAAAUCCGGUAUAUGGAAAACGAGGUAAAUGAAAGAAUCGCUUGCGGGCAAGCAUUGGCAGAGAUGUUUGGCAACAAUUCUCAUUGGCACACUCCAAUAUUAGCUAUGACAGCUCAUGUAACUCCGGCGUCAAAUGAAGAAUGCAAAAAAUGUGGGAUGGACGACUACGUGUCAAAGCCAUUCGAAGAAGAGCAGCUCUAUAUGGCAGUUGCACGAGUCUUCAAUUUCGGGUCAUAGUAUGGAAGUAAGAUAUACUAUUGACACCCUGCAAUACUAGCUACACAGCAGCUGAUGUUAACUCGUCUUCCAUCGAAGAAUUCAGCGUAAUGGACCUCGGCUGCGGCCUUGUGUAGUUAUUAAAGUUGUGAUUUCGACUGCAAUAUUACUCGGAUGAGUAUCAACCGCGCUAUUCAUCACUCGUUGCAGGGGAAUAAGAGUUCAACCGGAGUCAUAAUUCAACUAUGUACAUGUUUCACAUCUCUUGUUUUUUUGGUUGUCUAGUUGUUUCGAGCAAGUAGGUUACAAGAUAAAAUGUAAAUAGUUAUGUGAUGAUUAAUUCAUUUUUUGGGGGCUAAGAUUGUAAGUAACAUGUUGUAAAGUUCAGUUACUACAGAAUACAGAAGUAUGGGAUAUAUGUAUAUCAA
Messenger RNA from Lathyrus oleraceus (garden pea), 4679 nucleotides. RefSeq names its product histidine kinase 2. Gene Ontology annotation, molecular function: phosphorelay sensor kinase activity. Lineage: Eukaryota; Viridiplantae; Streptophyta; Magnoliopsida; Fabales; Fabaceae. Gene Ontology annotation, cellular component: nucleus. Gene Ontology annotation, biological process: phosphorylation; phosphorelay signal transduction system. The coding region runs from base 622 to 4272 and encodes 1216 amino acids. The record is from RefSeq and is a predicted model, not a curated record. The transcript is spliced from 9 exons.